AUGAAAAUCCGACUUCACCUCCUUCCGCCCUUCUCCGCCCAGGAGUUCUCCAAAAGCUCCUAUUCACGACCCCUCCACCCCCUCCUUCACCUCACACUCCCCAAUAACCCCCUUCCGACCCGCAAGCCGCUCAAACAUCCCCAGCGUAUGCUCCCAAACCUUCUCCGCCAGUCCCUCCUCCCUCAUCGCACGCAUGCUCUUCCCACCAGCGACUGUCUCCCCAUUCCAAUGGACCAGAUCCGCUCCGCCGCCGACGAAGCCAUUCGAACCAACCAACCGCUACUCUUUGUGGCGCUGCAUUUCCAUCAACUUUCUCCCUCCCACUUCACACUCGUCGAUGGAGGAGCAGUGCAUAGCGGGAUGGCCGACGCGGCUGGUGGGGAGUUACAUCCCAUCCAUCCGUCGCAUUGA
This is a messenger RNA of Zymoseptoria tritici IPO323, 411 nucleotides long. RefSeq lists its product as uncharacterized. The transcript has a single exon. The record is from RefSeq and is a predicted model, not a curated record. The coding region runs from base 1 to 411 and encodes 136 amino acids. NCBI's taxonomy places the organism in Eukaryota, Fungi, Ascomycota, Dothideomycetes, Mycosphaerellales, Mycosphaerellaceae.